CUAUAAAAACUUGCCAAUCCGGCUACUGACGCUGCAAUUUUUUUUCUCGAUUUGGAGGAUGUGGGUGUCGCUGGCUCGGCCCAGCGUUUAUUACCAUCGAGAAAUCUAAAAAUUAAAAUAUACAGCAGCGGCUGUGCGGAGGGAGAGAGGGCGUUGGGCCUGUGACCUUUGACCCGUGUUUUCAGCGGACGCCGCUCGAGCUGGAGGAGGACGGAGACGGAGACGGAGACUCGAUCUACCAUAAUGGUGUCCUCCAGGAGGCUUGCAGAUGUUGGGUACAGAAUGUUCUCUGGAUCAAUGAUAUUACUGACAAUAUAUGGUGGUUAUCUGUGUAGUGCCCGUGCCUACCGGUACUUCCAGAGACAAAAGGCCUUAAAGGCAGCAGCUGAAGAUCAAGUCAACAGAAUGAUGAAGGACUAACAGCUGUCCCUACCCUGGAAUGUGGAAGCAAUUGUUUUCGUGUGACAAAAAAAUGUUAUUUAAUAUUGUGUAACUACCAGAAUUAAGUUUUUUUCCUGGUAGGUUUAAAGAUGAAGAUUAAUAGUUCAGUUUGAAAAUUUUCCAACGGGUUGUACAGUGUAACUUUACCUAGUCAUUUAAAGUUUGGAGUUUCUGGCUCCUCUAAAUCAGAAAACUGAAUUUCAGCCUUGAUUUUUCACACUUGAAAAGCUGACAUUUCCUGCAAUGGUCAAUUGCUUGAGAGACAGUAUUUUGAUCCGGUAACCUUGGUGAUGAGUUCAGAGCCAGGAUGGUGCAGAACAUGGAGUGACAACCUUACCACAGGCAGGAUUUCUGACAAUGGGUAGCAUCUUGCCUAUGAACCAGAGGCUCUGGGUUCAAGUACUGCUCCAGGACCCAAUGAUGAAGGAAGGUGCGUUGAUAAUUGGGACAAACAUGUGCUUCCUCCAAACCACGACCUGUUACUGUUCUUACACAAACAUAUUGGCAUUGAUGCAUGUAUGAACUACAUCUGCAUCAAGAAGAAGUGUACAUUAGUAAAGUAUUGAUAUUGAAGCAA
Molecule: messenger RNA, 1018 nt
Organism: Rhincodon typus (whale shark)
Lineage: Eukaryota; Metazoa; Chordata; Chondrichthyes; Orectolobiformes; Rhincodontidae
Product: cytochrome c oxidase assembly protein COX14 homolog
Exons: 2
Coding region: 244-420 (58 amino acids)
Source: RefSeq, a predicted model, not a curated record